GGGGACUUUCACAACGUGGAGUGGCCUUGCAGGCAACUUGGAAACACCUCAAGAGAGGGCUCCAGACCCAGUAGACUUUUCGUAUCCAUCCGUUUAUCAUCGUCUGAACGUUGAAUGCUCAGUCGUGACCUGGUAUCCCCAGCAAUGUACACGUCAGGUCUUCAGGCGAUUCGCCACUGAAGAUUUACAUUGGAGCUUCUCGGUGCUGUGCAGCCUCGGAUGUUGCUGCAAUGUCGUUCAGGGUGGCAUUAUCAAAUCCAUGCUUCUCCCGCACAUUCGUGUGCAUUUGUGCAAGCAGUGUAGAUGUUAUGACUGCAUGGACCAUCCUUCCCUAUGAGGUUGUCAUCUGGUUUGGAUUCAAAUCAUUCUCAAGGCGAUGACCGGGGCAAUUUCGGUCUGUGAAGAUCGAUGGUCCGCGGACUGCUGGAUCAUUAGAGCUUCACCCCCAGAGGGUCUCUGCAGGGUUGCACCGGGUGACCUGGGCCAUGGGGACCGUUGUCAGUGGUGGCCAAUCGACGCAGGGACGGAUGAAUCGGCGUUCAAUCCAAGUGAUGCAACGCGGUGGCGUUUGCAAUCAUUCGGGGCCGAAUGCUCAGCCCUCACUCUCAGGAUAUCCCUCAGACCUAGCACGAUGCAUCGAUCCCAUAUUAUAACGUUGACCAGGCAUGAGCUUGCGGGUUUCAGGUCAAAUCGUCUUCACGCGUCCAAUCUUCUCGCAGGAGCCCUGUCGGUUGGCAUAAGGAUCAUGCUGAGUGACUCGGCAGGUUUGGAAUUGUCUUUCCCCACCCUUUGCUCUGCAGUAGACUAUGGAAAAUUGUUGGACAUAAUGAGAAAGUUUGUCUGGAAAAUGCGGAUGGCCAGUGAUUUGGUAUAGACCGUGGUUUAUUCGUGGAAUUUCUGGGGAUCAUAACAAAAAAGCUUGUCCCUAAAGGUG
Messenger RNA from Cantharellus anzutake, 934 nucleotides. RefSeq lists its product as uncharacterized. The record is from RefSeq and is a predicted model, not a curated record. Lineage: Eukaryota; Fungi; Basidiomycota; Agaricomycetes; Cantharellales; Hydnaceae. The transcript is spliced from 2 exons. The coding region runs from base 377 to 874 and encodes 165 amino acids.